AUGAACGAACCUUUUCAACAACAACAGCAAUAUCGUCAACAACAACAAUAUCCACAACAACAGCAAUAUCAACAACAACAACAACAUCCUCAACAACAACAAUAUCCUCAACAACAACAUAAUAGACAAUAUAACAAUGAUAAUUACAACAACUAUGGUAGAGGAGGUGGUGGAGGUGGUGGAGGUCGUUACAACAACAACAACAACAACAACAAUGAUUAUAACAUGAGAAGACAGAAUAAUUAUAAUAACUACAACAACAACAACACAGACAAUGUACAGAAUCAAUAUCAACGUGGUCAAUACGAUAAUAACCAACCUCAUUAUAAUCAAAGAGGUGGUGGCGGUGGCAAUGAUCAUCAAUACAGAAGACAAUCAUAUAAUAGAGGCGAUCAAAAUGACUAUGGUGGCGGCGGAAGAGAGUAUGGCGAUGUCAACAAGUCGAUAUCAGAUCACUAUGCACAAAAGUCGCUGACCAACACGCUCGAGACGAGAGACGACAGCAAGAUACUCUACAUGAGGAACAUCAACAACUGGGUCAAGUCAAUCAUGAUACAGCUUCACACGCGCGCAAACGACCGCGUGCUGGAUGUGUGUGGCGGCAAGUUGGGCGACCUGCUCAAAUGGAUCAAGCAGAACAUCGGCCGUCUGUACGUGGCCGACAUCUCACUGGAGGCACUCAAGGCGGGCAUGUCGCGUAUCAACGAGAAGAUGAGGAAGCAGGGACUAUACUUUGACACGACUCUUAUCUGUUGCGACUGCUUCUCGCCAAAGCUGCUCGAGUCGAUGCCGCCUGGCUCGGCCAUGGUCGACCUAGUCAGCUGUCAGUUUGCCAUUCACUACUCUUUCCGUUCCGAACAGAGUGCCCGACACCUCCUACAGAACAUAUCAACAUUACUUGUUGAAGGUGGUACAUUCAUUGGAACAGUUCCAGAUGCUUGUUACUUUGUUAAGAAGUGCAGGGAAGGAGGAUCAAACAAGUUUGGCAACAGUAUUUACUCGGUGGAGUUUAAGGAGGAGCAGCCAAGUUAUGCUCCUUUUGGUUGCGCAUAUAAGUUCUUCUUGGUGGAUGCCAUCGACUACUUGGAGGAGUACCUGGUGCACAUGGAUGUGCUGAUACAGCUGGCGGGCGAGUACCAGAUGGAGCUGGUGUUUGAAGAGGACUUCCACCAGUUCAUCAAUAGGGAGUUGCAUGCCAAGCACGACAACUUUGACCUGUUCACCAAGAUGAAGUGUUGGCCAACUGACAGCGGAUCCGAUCAGGUCACUAUCUCACAAGACGAAUGGGAGGCAUUGAGAAUAUACCGUGUAUUUGCAUUUGUCAAGAAGGCUGGUGUAGCCACUGAUACCUCAUCCUCAUCAUCAUCUGGCAAUCAAAGAAGAGUAACAAGACAAAUGUAUGAAGAAGACAUCAUUGUCAACUUGUAA
Molecule: messenger RNA, 1428 nt
Organism: Acytostelium subglobosum LB1
Lineage: Eukaryota; Evosea; Eumycetozoa; Acytosteliales; Acytosteliaceae
Exons: 3
Coding region: 1-1428 (475 amino acids)
Biological process (GO): 7-methylguanosine mRNA capping
Cellular component (GO): nucleus
Molecular function (GO): mRNA 5'-cap (guanine-N7-)-methyltransferase activity
Source: RefSeq, a predicted model, not a curated record